This is a messenger RNA of Naegleria gruberi, 1269 nucleotides long. RefSeq lists its product as uncharacterized. The coding region runs from base 1 to 1269 and encodes 422 amino acids. NCBI's taxonomy places the organism in Eukaryota, Heterolobosea, Eutetramitea, Acrasida, Naegleriidae. The transcript is spliced from 4 exons. Gene Ontology annotation, biological process: fatty acid biosynthetic process. The record is from RefSeq and is a predicted model, not a curated record. Gene Ontology annotation, molecular function: beta-ketoacyl-acyl-carrier-protein synthase III activity; 3-oxoacyl-[acyl-carrier-protein] synthase activity.
AUGUUAUUACAACAAUUAUUCCCAACUCAAAAAUUGGAUUGUGGUAAUAGUUUUGGAUGUUCGGAUCAACAUGUAGCCUUCAAUACAUGUAGUGGAAAACAAGAAGAAGAGGAAGAAGAAGAAGAAGAUACCCAUAUCAAAUUGUAUCCUAAAGAGUUGGAUUUAAAAGUUAAAAUUGCUGGAGUGGGUCGUUAUCUUCCUCCAAAUAUUGUUUCAUCUACCACAAUUGAUGUUUUGUGUGGUAAACCAAAGGGAUUUACUGAAAAAACAACUGGAAUCAAAGAGAGAAGAUGGGCUAAUUCUGUAGAACACGUUCUUACAGUUAGAAAGGAGAAGUUUGCAAAGAAUGUAGAUCAAUUUAUUGAUACAAAGAAAGUACUAACUGAAAAGGAAAUCAAAGAAUUGAAAGACAAGGAAAUUACAAUUUCAUGGAUGGGAGCUCAAGCUGCUUUGGAAGCUUUGAAAAAUGCUAAUUUGAAGGUUGAAGAUUUGGAUUUAAUUGUUAAUGCAUCAGGUACUCCUCAAAGAACUAUUCCAGAUACCUCAUGUUUCAUUCAUAAGGAAUUGGGAUUGGGUGAUUCAGGAAAACCAUCACUUUCUGUACAUUCUACAUGCUUAUCAUUCAUGGUUGCCUUCCACAUGUGUGCUGGUUUGAUUGAAAGUGGAAUGUAUGAAAAAAUUUUGAUUGUCUCAACCGAAAUCAGUACUGUUGGUUUGAAUUUUGAACAAAAUCCACAUGCUGGAGGUUUAAUCGGUGACGGAGCUGCUGCAGUAGUUUUGACAAAGAGUAAACCAGAAGAUAAGAGUCGUCUUACUAAAUACAUGUUUGGAACAUUUAGUGACGGAACAGAUUAUACAUCAAUUAGAUCUGGUGGUAGUGAAUUCCACCCUAAUCACAUUUACACACCUUCAAAUUAUAUGUAUUUCGAUAUGAACGGAAAAAAGAUUUUGGAGUUUACAAUUUCUAAAAUGAUUAGAGUUAUGGAAGAUUACCAAGAAGGAUUAUCAACAGGAAAAUUCGAAGGAUUUGAUUGGGCUGUGCCUCAUCAAGCCUCUCAUGCUGCAUUCCACGCAAUGUCUGAAAUCUUUGGAUGGCCAAAAGAUAGAAUUGUAAAGACUUUGGAAAAGUUUGGUAAUACUAUUUCUGCAUCCAUACCUAUGGCUCUCUAUGAAGCAGUUCAAGAUGGCAGAAUUAAGAGAGGUGACAGAGUGCUUUUGAUUGGUACAGGAGCAGGUUUAACAACAGGUUUGCUCUCCUUCACUUACUAA